Yarrowia lipolytica CLIB122 is the source of this 1722-nucleotide messenger RNA. RefSeq lists its product as uncharacterized. The record is from RefSeq and is a predicted model, not a curated record. Gene Ontology annotation, biological process: anatomical structure morphogenesis; negative regulation of transcription by RNA polymerase II; cell differentiation. NCBI's taxonomy places the organism in Eukaryota, Fungi, Ascomycota, Dipodascomycetes, Dipodascales. Gene Ontology annotation, molecular function: RNA polymerase II cis-regulatory region sequence-specific DNA binding; DNA-binding transcription factor activity, RNA polymerase II-specific.
AUGUCCAUGCAAAUGUCCAUGCCCAUGACCAACCAUCUACUCAGCAAUAACCAUAUGCUGACCCAGGGCCAGGUGCAGAGCGCCUCCAACGCGUCGGGAAGUAUGCCCGGGGCCCAGCUGCUGGCCAACCCGUCGCAGCUGAACCCACAGCAGCAGAACCUGGCACAACACCCCCAACAACAGCAAAAUCUCCAGCAGAACCUGGCCGGCGGCCAAAAGCCCUACUCGCGCAAAGUCAAGGUGGGCAGAAUGACGCCCCAGCGAAUCGACCGCAUCAAGGAACUCGCCGAGGUCAAGGGCAUUCCGUACAAGACGGUGGAGUCGAUUCUGCAGCAGUUUGUGUCUGAGGAGGAUCCCUACGUGGAAAUUUCGCUGUCGUCCAACUCGGCAGUGCGCAAGGGCAAGGAUGGCCAGGUCACCUACAUCAAGCGCCCACUUAACUCUUUCAUGCUAUACCGUAAGAGCCAGACCCAGAGCGCGCUGGCCUACGCCGCCGCCGCCAACCUCAAGCUUAACCACCAGUCCAUUUCCCGAAUCAUUGGACUUAUGUGGCAGACUGAGAGCGGCGAGACCAAGGAGGAGUUCGCCCGUUUUGCCGGAGAGGAAAAAGAGCUCCAUCGUGCGAUGCAUCCGGACUACAAGUUUUCGCCCCAGAAGAAGAACAAAAAGGGCCAUCCCGAGGUCCAGGCCGUCACCCGCAGACCGCUCAACCCCCCCAGCGCCGUGGGCCAGACCUCGUCGACGAUACCCGCAAUGCAAGGUAACGUUCAGAUGCCCCAGGGAGCUCUCCAGACCGGCGCGGUGGCUGCACAGGCUGGCAUGGCCACCUCUCCUCCGGUGGCUCGUCCGCCAUCGCAGCCCAUGAUGGAAAUGGCCCAGAAUCUGGCCUAUGUUUCACCUACGUCGCGUCAUGUGUCCCAACCGCAGCAGACCAUGGCUCAGCAGGCGCAGUCGCAAUCCCAAUCGCAGUCGCAGUCGCAGCCUCAGCCCCAGCAGCAGCAACAGCCCCAGAUUUCGCAACAGCAGAUUUCGCAGCAGCAACAGCAACCAAUCACACAGCACUCGCCGUUGCACCACCAGAGCCCGCUGCAGACGCCCGCGACCGCGCAGAGCCAGUACUCUCAGCAGCAGUACUCGCAGCACUCGCAGCCGGGCCAGAACGCCGCCAUGUACCAGUAUCCGUACCCCGGACAGCAACACGAGAAGCGCGAGUCGUUCGACAUGAAGCGCGACAGCUUGGAACAUAUGAACAUGCAGCAGGUUAACCAGCAGCAGGUGAACCAACAACAGCAGCAGCACGGGCAACAGCAACAUGGACAACAGCAGAUUAACCAACAGGCGCAACAGCAGGCGCAGCAACAGGCGCAACAGCAGCAGCAACAGGCGCAACAGCAGCUCAGUCAACAACAGCUCAGCCAGCAACAACAGGCCCAAGCCCAGGCUCAAGCCCAGGCACAGGCUCAGGCUCAGGCCCAACAGACCAGCCAGUCGCAGUCGACGACAGCGCCGCCACAGUACCAGUACAACCAGACGUCGUACCCCCAGCACCAGUACCACUACCCCAUGCAGACCCAACAGCAGGCGCAGCAGCAACAGCAGCAACAUCCGGGGCUGCCCAUGCCCAUGCAGCAUCAUAUGGAGAACAUGCCGUAUUACCAGGUGCCCACGGGGUAUAAUUACAGCUACACCAACAUGCCUCAUUCGCAUCCACAGCAAAUGUGA